AUUAAAUGAAUAAAAAGUUCUUUGAUAAUGUAAACGUAAAAUUUACAACAUUCACAAGGAAUUUUGUAUAUGCCACAAGUCAACUUGGGCUCUACUAAGAGGUAAUUGUGAGUCGUUUCAAGACCCCAAAUAUCACGAGCCAUCCGGUUGUCUCCCCCUAGGUUUACACCUAUGUGACAUUGCUUUAACUAUUCGUUGUGGACAGAAAGGUUGUACCUUGGGUUGUACAAUCUAAACUAUAUCAAAAGAAAGUUACCAUAGUAACGAAGGUAAACAAAGUAACAUGAAGGGGGAAGUUAGAAAACAGUACCUUACAUUUUAUUAUACGAAUGGAUUCAUUUCGAAGUGUAAUUUCAUUAAAAAUGUCAAAUAAUUUUAGCGAACAACAGGCAAAAUUUAUACAAGAACGCAUAACAAAUGUAGAAAAAUAUUUUGCUGAACUUUGCACAGCUUUUGCCGCGUACAUACGCAAAGCAGCUCGAAUCCGGGACAAAACUGAUGAAUUAGCAACAGUAAUUCAAACGUAUUCUAAUUCGGAAAGUGUUAAUAAAACGUUACGUGAAGCGUUAACUAAUUUUUCUACAAUAUUAUUAUCGUUGGGUGAUUUUAAAGAUGCUCGAGUCCAAAAAUUAGACAAUAAGGUUGUUGCUGAAUUAUCGCAGUAUGAAGUGAUUUGUAAACAUGCUAAAGACGAAGUUAAGCAUACUUUUGUAUUGCGUGAAAAAGAAAUUAAUAGAAAAAAGCAAUUGGAUAAAAUUCGUGAACGCAAUCCUCGAAAUCGACAACAAAUUAAUCAAGCUGAAACUGAACUAGUUAAAGCAUCAGCAGAAGUUUCGAGGACAAUAAAAGCGCUGGAAGAUCAAACUGAUGAAUUUGAGAGACAAAAAUUACGAAAUUUAAAAACGAUUUUAUUAGACUUUAUUACCAUUGAACUAGCAUAUCAUGCCAAAUCUAUUGAACUUUUCACAAAAGCUUAUCAAAGUAUUGAUAAUAUUGAUGAACAAGCUGACGUUGAGGACUUUCAAACAUGGCGAAAAGAAUUACAUUCGGAAUUUCGUACAAUAAUACGUAUGCCAGAAAGAAUAUCACGUUUCGAAACAGUGAGGCGUAUGUCAUUCGGCAAACAUUCACUAUCAUUACCGGCACUAGAAUUGGAGCACAAUAAUUUGAAACAACCGACAAUCAAAAAUAAUAAACCGGUUUCAAAAAGCAUGGAAUCUAUGGACUCGUUUAAAGUAAGUGUUGAUGACACGAAUGAAGACAGUUUUACAACAACAAAUGAUUCUACGUCUAUACCAGUUCCAGCACCACGAAGAAUUAUAUAAAAUUUUUAGUAAAAUAAACAGCUUUAUUUUUGAA
Messenger RNA from Chrysoperla carnea, 1359 nucleotides. RefSeq names its product protein FAM92A (gene Fam92). The record is from RefSeq and is a predicted model, not a curated record. The coding region runs from base 330 to 1325 and encodes 331 amino acids. Gene Ontology annotation, biological process: cilium assembly. Lineage: Eukaryota; Metazoa; Arthropoda; Insecta; Neuroptera; Chrysopidae. The transcript has 4 exons. Gene Ontology annotation, cellular component: ciliary transition zone; ciliary basal body.